Messenger RNA from Misgurnus anguillicaudatus (oriental weatherfish), 2386 nucleotides. It is a transcript of the gene agfg1b, whose product is annotated as ArfGAP with FG repeats 1b. NCBI's taxonomy places the organism in Eukaryota, Metazoa, Chordata, Actinopteri, Cypriniformes, Cobitidae. Gene Ontology annotation, biological process: intermediate filament organization; spermatid nucleus differentiation; acrosome assembly. Gene Ontology annotation, cellular component: cytoplasm; cytoplasmic vesicle; membrane. Gene Ontology annotation, molecular function: GTPase activator activity. The record is from RefSeq and is a predicted model, not a curated record.
GUAGCGCCAUAUAUAUUAAGUCACGUGAAGAACAGGACGUUUAUGGCUAUUCCUGGCAGUCCUAUGUGGACCGAUUUUCCAGCUCCGCCGGACGUGUUAAUGCACUAGAUUAACCCAUAACUUACAAUACUACCUGCCCAACAGCCGACAGCUUUGUUAUUUAGUGAUGGCGGCGAGUGCCAAACGAAAACAGGAGGAGAAACACCUGAAGAUGCUUCGGGAGAUGACCAGCCUGCCUCCUAAUAGGAAAUGCUUUGAUUGCGAUCAACGCGGCCCGACCUACGCCAAUAUGACAGUGGGCUCGUUUGUGUGCACCACCUGCUCCGGAAUACUACGAGGACUCAACCCUCCACACAGAGUGAAGUCCAUCUCUAUGACAACUUUCACUCAACAGGAAAUCGAGUUCUUGCAAAAACACAACAAUGAGGUUUGCAAACAUAUCUGGCUUGGGUUGUAUGAUGACAAGAGUUCUGUGAUCCCAGAUUUUCGCGAACCUCAGAAAGUCAAAGAGUUUCUUCAGGAGAAGUAUGAAAAGAAAAGAUGGUAUGUUCCCCCAGAGCAAGCUAAGGUGUUAGCUACUGUCCAGGCCUCAAUAUCCGGUUCAUCUGCUAGCAGCACCAAUAGCACCCCUGAAGUUCUUCCCCAACCUCUCAAAACCCUUCAUCUUACCAAGACCCCAACUAACCAGUCCCCAGUGACCAGUCGGGCUCAGGCCCAGUCGGCAGGGCAGGAGAAAAAAUUUGACCUCCUGUCUGAUUUGGGUGGAGACAUUUUUGCUGCCCCUCCAGCUCAAACUGCCAGUUCUUCAAACUUUGCUAAUUUUGCACAUUUCAACCGGCCCUCAGCACAAAAUAAUUCCGCCACAGAUUUUGCCAACUUUGAUUCCUUUGGAAACGCCAGUGCACCUUCACAUUUUGGCACGUCACCCCCCUCAAAGCCUUCCAUUCAGCAACCCCACACAGGAGGUGGCAUGUCAGUUCCUCCACUGCCUAGUAUGGCCCCACCCCAGGGCGGUAUGUCAAAAGAGGACCGUUAUGCUGCCCUGGCUGAGCUUGACAGUGCUCUUAGUUUCUCAACUUCAAGCGGAGGUCCAGGGCCACAAGGAAAUGUGUUUGGAGGUGUGCCAGCAGCUGCUGCUCCCCCUCCAAAUCAGCCGGGACUACCCAACAUGCAACAGGGUUUUGCAGCUGCUCCUUCCACAAACCCAUUUGUAGCUGCUGGGAUGGUUCAGGAGCCGGUAUCCACAAAUCCAUUCCAAACCAACGGAAGAGCAUCUGCCGCAGCCUCAUUUGGCACUGGCUCCAUGAGCAUGCCAGCUGGCUUUGGGAACACAACCAGUUACUGCCUGCCAACCAGUUUUAGUGGGACCUUCCAGCAGCAAUUCCCUGGCCAAGGUCCCUUUCCCCCACCUGCAGCCUACCACCAACAGCCCAAUGGUGGUUUUCCUAACUAUGGACAGGCCAAACCUAUGGGCACAUAUGGUCAGACUGGACCUGGGAUCUCCAGCAACCCGUUUAUGGGUGGAGGCCCGGCAGGACCAUACCAAACAGGAGGUUCUUCCACAAACCCUUUUCUCUAAAGCGCUUUUUUACGCCACAUCUCAUGCACACAUUCCGCAUCACCAAUGCUCUAAAACAUAAUGUCUUCAAGAAUCUGAAAGUCUUCAGAUUUUGUAUUCACUGCACUGGGUCUUUGACAUUUCUAGAGAAAGAGCUGUGAAUAUGCAGAUGAUGGUUCUCUCCAAACCGCCUGUAUGUUCUUUUGGACAAAUAUUGUUGGAAUCGAAGCGAAACUCCACGAUUGUCCUUCCUCAUUUAUGCCUUUGACUCAAUAAGUAAUGUUUUAUGCCUAGAAAGUAAGCUACUUGUGCAUAUCAGCAUUUGUAAUCCUUUUAAAAACAUGUUAUUCGCAAAGAGAAACUGUGACAGUGCAGCAGAACAAAAUGUCGUCUAGAGGACGCUGUUAUUAGCUGUCCAAACAACCAAGUUUGUGUUUACCGCCUGCUAUAGCAAAAAAUGUUUUGUUCUGUUGAGGUGAAAACAAAUUGUAAGGAAUAUAAACAACUUUUCGCCUCAAGGAGGUAAGGAACACAUGGUUUGGAUUAAAACCUCACACCUGUUGUAAGGCAAAGGAGUUCAGCACAGGAGCGUAUGUAGAUCAAGCAGGUGUCCACAGCACAACAAGACUGAAUUAGAUUUAAGUGGUACAGAACGCUUUUCUAUGAUAUGCCCUUGGAGUCUAUAACUGCAAAAUGGCAGGUCUGACCUGCAGUGUUCUCAUCAGUGGAUUUUGGACCACAUCAAGUUACCAUUACAGGUAUACAAGUUAAUGUGUACAUAUAUAAAUAUAUGUAUAAAAUAUUAAAUGAUUUUUAACUACUGUGUUA